Messenger RNA from Rotaria sordida, 1461 nucleotides. Lineage: Eukaryota; Metazoa; Rotifera; Eurotatoria; Philodinida; Philodinidae. The record is from the annotation of a GenBank genome assembly.
AUGACCGAUCAAAAUCGAAACGAAGAUCAAAAUGAUGAAGGAGACAGUUCUACUGCUGGUGCAUCAACGACAUCGAAGUCGUUUAGCCAAAAAUCAAAGAGUAAACCAGCUGAUGCUACUGCUGUCGUCGCCGCCGCAACCGAUGUCGUCGAUGGAAAUAGUACACGUGCUGAGAACAACAAUCAAAAACUUACAGAUAAAUCAAUGCGAAAUUUAAUGAAACAAAUGACACUUGCCGAACAAGCUGCUGCUAGCAAUAAUGUAUAUGCACCGAAAUAUGACGAAAAGGCAGCAUCAAGACAAGAAUGGAAAUUUUGGCAAACACAACCCGUACCGACGAUUGGUACAAAAAUUGAUACAAGUAAUAUUGGACCUAUCGAAUCAAAUAAAUUAAUAGAUGAAUUACGACAAGAACCAUAUAAAUUACCCGAUGGUUUUUCUUGGGAUGAUAUUGAUAUUCAUGUUGAUGAACAAUUACAGGAAUUGUAUACGUUCUUGAGCGAAAAUUAUAUCGAAGAUGAUGGUAAUGAUUUUCGAUUGGAAUAUUCCAUGCCAUUUUUACGAUGGGCUCUAUGUGCGCCGGGAUGGCUUCAAAAACUUCAUGUGGGAGUUCGUGUAACGAAAAGUGGUAAAUUGGUUGGUUUUAUCAGUGCUGUACCGAUUCGAAUGAGAGUUUAUGAUAAAGAAUUACCAAUGGUAGAUAUAAACUUUUUAUGUGUUCACAAAAAAUUACGACUUAAACGUUUGUCACCCGUACUUAUUAAAGAGAUAACGCGUCGUGGGCAUUUGGAAGGAUUUUUUCAAGCAGUAUACACAGCCGCCCCUUUCCUACCUGGUAUUGCCAGCAAAUGUAGAUAUUGGCAUCGAUUGCUCAAUGUCAAAAAAUCGUUGGACGUCAAAUUUUCCUUUUUAGGACGAAAUGUGACAGUGCAACGAAUGCAAAAACUCCAUCGGUUACCUGAGACGACACAAGUGGCAGGCUUUCGCGAGAUGCGCGAUGCUGAUAUACCUCAAGCUUGGAGAUUACUUACUCAAUAUCUGACAAAAUUCGACGUGGCGCCGGUGUUUUCCCUUGAUGAAUUUGAAUAUUUAUGUAAAAAUCGGCCGACCAUCGUGAGCGCAUUUGUUGUUGAAAAUGAUCAAGAUGAAAUAACCGAUUUCAUAUCGUACUAUCAUUUACCAUCGACAAUUCUGAAUCAUCCACAAUAUAAGAUAUUGAAUUCAUGCUACAUGUAUUAUUAUGCUGCCAGUCGAACACUACUGACCGAUCUCGUCAAUGAUUGUCUUGUGCAAGCACACAAUAGUGAUUUCGAUGUGUUCAAUGCGCUCGAUAUAAUGGAUAAUAAGGAAUUUUUAGAAAAACUUAAAUUUGGUGCCGGUGAUGGUAAUAUUCAAUAUUACAUCUACAAUUGGAAAUGUCCACUGAUACCUGCCGAAAAAGUUGCAUUGGUACUUCAAUAA